Messenger RNA from Populus euphratica (Euphrates poplar), 774 nucleotides. RefSeq names its product transcription factor PRE1-like. The record is from RefSeq and is a predicted model, not a curated record. The transcript is spliced from 2 exons. Gene Ontology annotation, biological process: regulation of DNA-templated transcription; regulation of growth. The coding region runs from base 288 to 560 and encodes 90 amino acids. Lineage: Eukaryota; Viridiplantae; Streptophyta; Magnoliopsida; Malpighiales; Salicaceae. Gene Ontology annotation, molecular function: protein dimerization activity.
CUUCUCUCUCUUUCUUCCUUCUCCCACACUCUCUCUUCACUGGCUCUUGUGGUCCUUCUCUUUAUAACCUCUCUUAUCACUAUCUCCAUUUCUUCACCUCCCUACCUAGCUAAUUACAUUCAACACAUUCCUUCUAUCUCUUCUUCUCUUCUUCUCUUACGGCCGAUAUAUCUAUCUUGUUACCGUUUCCCAUUUGCUCUUUUGGUUCAUCAGAAUACUUCCUUUUACCUAAGCCAGCUGGGACUCAAACUUUCAAACAGACGCGUAACAAAAAUCCGUUUGCAGGCAUGUCUAGCAGAAGGUCAAGGCAAUCUAGUGUUCCAAGGAUAACUGAUGAUCAGAUCAUCGACCUUGUCUCCAAAUUACGCCAGCUUCUCCCUGAGAUUAGUCAAAGGCGCUCCGAGAAGGCAUCAGCUUCCAAGGUCCUACAAGAGACUUGCAAUUAUAUCAGGAACUUGCACAGGGAGGUUGAUGACUUAAGUGAGCGAUUGUCUCAGCUUUUGGCAACAAUUGAUGCUGAUAGUCCUGAAGCAGCGAUAAUAAGGAGUUUAAUUAUGUAAUAUUAAUUAAUUAGAUGAUCAUGGGAACCGGUCCGUAAACCGAUUUAUAUCUAUUUUCAGUUUAAUAAUUUGUUAGUAGACUUUGAUCGCUCAUGGAUCAAACAAUGGUUAGCAUGUAUCAAUUUUAAGAUAUGCUAUAAGAGUUAGGUAAUGUAAGUAAUUAAGUUGGUAUAAUAAAAGGGACUUGCACUAGCAAAGCCUUUUUUAAGCGUAA